This is a messenger RNA of Pimephales promelas (fathead minnow), 2425 nucleotides long. Lineage: Eukaryota; Metazoa; Chordata; Actinopteri; Cypriniformes; Leuciscidae. The record is from RefSeq and is a predicted model, not a curated record.
CUUUGCCCAUAAAGAGGCUAUACUGCAGUCGACCAAUCGUAUUUAGGAAGUAGUUUCUGAAGAAAAGAGGCCGGAAUUUUCUUUUGUUGUUGUAAUGCUGUCAACUUUUUAUAGAGUCAACAAAACAAAAAUGAGGAAUAGUGUAUUUUGUUUUCAUCUUACUUUUAACGAGAUAUUUAAAAACGCAUCAGAACAGGUAGACUCAUUAGCUGGCUCGGGCAGAUGGUGGAGCGCGAGAACAGGCUGGAGAUCUGUCCUACAUCUGUGAGAAACUGCUGGACGUUACUGGACAUCUGUAGAGGUCCACCACUGCGACCGGUCCGCCCGAAUCCCUCGACAGCGCCGGGAGAAGUUCAGGAUGACACUUCUGAGAUGCACACGGAAAACAAGAGCAAAAUAAGGCUCGACGGCAUCAGCCAAUGCCACUGAUGCAGAGAUGCUUCCCACUCGAAAGCGUCGGCCAGAAGCCUCCUUCCCGCGGGGUCACGACGAGGUCAAGUUCAAGGAUCUGACCCUGUACCUGGUGGAGAGGAGGAUGGGAAAAAGCAGGAGGAAUUUUCUCUCGAAUCUGGCCCGAUCGAAGGGGUUCUGCGUGGACGACGCUCUCAGUGGUAACGUGACUCACGUCGUGUCUGAGGGAAACGCAGCGCAGGAUCUCUGGCACUGGUUGGAGGAGCAGGGGUUUGGGGAGACACCACAUACACACGUGCUGGAUGUCAGCUGGUUUACUGAGAGCAUGAGCGCUGGACGGCCUGUGCUGGUGGAACUGAGACAUUACAUACAAAAUCCUGCUGUGGAUCACAGGUCUUGUGCACAUCCGUCAGGAAAACCAGAGUCUGCUGUGUCUGCAUAUGCCUGCCAGAGACGGACGACAUUGGAUAACCACAAUAAGAUCUUUACAGAUGCGUUGGAAGUCCUGGCGGAGAACAUGGAGUUCGUUGGGAACCGAGGGCCGUGUCUGGCGUUUCGAAGGGCCGCUUCGGUGCUCAAGAGUCUCCGUGCUCCUUUACAACACCUGGAGGAGACGCAGCGCCUGCCCUGUCUGGGGGAACACAGCAAAGCUGUCCUGGAGGAGAUCUUUGAAUGCGGAUCAUCCUCCAGAGCUGAAGACACACUGAAUGACGAGAGGUACCGAACUAUGAAGUUGUUCAGCAGUGUGUUCGGGGUCGGACCCAGAACCGCAGAGAGCUGGUACUGUAGAGGACUCCGGACGUUUGAACAGGUUCUGACUGAACCCAGUAUCAGACUGAACCGCAUGCAGACCGCAGGGUUCUUGUUCUACGAGGACAUCAGUAAGCCGGUGAGCAGGACCGAGGCCAGCGCGCUGAAGAUCAUAGUGGAAGAAGCUGUUAUGUGUGUAAACCCACACGCCACCGUCCACAUUACUGGAGGAUUCCGCAGGGGAAAGGAGUUCGGUCAUGAUGUGGACUUCAUCAUUAAAACCCCCGAGCCGGGACAGGAGAACGCCGUUCUGCCAGCGCUGAUCCAGCGAUUCAAAGCACAGAACAUCCUGCUGUACUCAGACUUCCAGGACUCGACCUUUGACCUGAGCCAGCUGCCGACCCAUCGCUUUGAGGCCAUGGAUCAUUUCAGCAAGUGUUUCCUGAUAGUGAAGCUGAAGAGAGAGCAGGAGAGCGGCGAGCGAGAGGCGAGUCGGGACUGGAGAGCGGUGCGCGUGGAUCUGGUGGCUCCGCCGCUCGAGCGCUAUGCCUACGCCCUGCUGGGCUGGACCGGCUCCACGCUGUUUGAACGAGACCUGAGGCGAUUCGCCAGACUGGAGCGAGGAAAACUGCUGGACAAUCACGCGCUGUACGACAAAGCGACGAAAGCCUUCUUGCCUGCCUGCACUGAAGAGGAGAUCUUUGCUCAUUUGGGUUUAGAGUAUAUUGAACCCUGGCAAAGAAAUGCCUGAGAUUGAGCGUGAGUCUUCAGAACGAUGCUGACACACACACACACACACACACUCAAACGCCUGCUGUGUGACUCGACCAGCCAGCGUGAGGAUUGUAAUUGUGUUAUUUUUUAAAGCAUUUGUUUACCAGUCGCAUUUGUACUCGCUUAAAAAUGUGUUGCUGCAUUAUAAAAAAAAUAUCACAGCAAAUGUCAUUUGUCCACAAGAAAGAAACACAAGCAAGCUUUACUUUCUGUAGCGCCAAACAAAACAAAACUGCAAAAAAAGAUUGUUUCCGAACAGGUUUCCCCAAAAUCACUUAUACUCUUGAUAAUUUAAUCCGUUGAUGAUGGAUUUAUCUACAUUUUUUCUUAUUGAAAAUCAUGUUUUGUUUGGAAAAACACUUUGCGGUCAAUACGAUUUUUUAAAAAUGUUUCUGAACUUCUGAAGUCACAAAUGCGGCAUUUCUUUGAUAAAAAAAUAGUGUGAAAAACAGUAAAAUAUUUUUGUAAUGUAAAUCAUCUGUUUUCUAUG